AUGGCGAUGUCGGCGAAGGAGAGGAAGCUGAGCAGGCUCGGGAGCUGUAAGGUUACUGCAGCGGUAGGAAGUGGCGGCGGCGGGGAUUCCCCUGCCGCGAGGGGCCACCGGUCGCCGGCGGCGGCGGCGCCGCCGCAGCGGCGUGUCUUCGCGGCGCUCUUCGCGUUCCUGUGCGCCGGCGUAGUCGUCCUCGUCGGCGUGCACGUCAUUGGAGCAUCGUUCCGGCCGGUGCUCACGACUGCGUGGCCGUCGGCGACCCUGAACGCCAUUUCCUCUGAUGCCAGAGCGCAGCAAGCUGGCAGCAGCGCCGACACCGUGUUGCCGUCAGUCCAAAUCCAGCACGCGGUUGCCUUUCCGGACCGUGUUCUCCUAAUCCUCAAGGACGAGUCGUCGCUGCCAGCUCCUCAGCGGUUUGAGUGCUUGUACUCCCCUGCCAACUUUUCGGAGCUGCGCCGACCACCCCUCUUGGCCACCUCCUUGCCUGAUGGACCCAGCCUCGUCCAUUGCCCUGCCGAGCCAUCUGGUGUGGAUGUCUCUUUGUCACUGUCCCUGUCACCUCCGGUGGCGCCGCUACAAUGGGACAGGCUUGUGUACACUGCACUUGUCGACAGCAGGGACAACUCCACCAUUGUGUUCGCCAAGGGGAUGAACCUACGGCCAGGCCGUUUGGGUGUGGCGUCGAGGUAUCAGUGUGUCUUUGGCCGUGACCUGUCAAAGCCAAAGCAUGUGCUCACAUCCCCUGUGAUUUCUGCUGCACAAGAGAUUUUCCGGUGUGUGACACCAGUUCGCAUUCGCCGGUAUCUCAGGAUGACAACUGAUCCCAAUGGCAAUGGCAAUGGAGAUAGUGAUGGCAAGCCUAUGUUGGUCUCCAUCAGGACGAAAGGACAAAGAGACUCUACGCCGCCCUCAAUUGCUGAACCUGAGCCACUUCCUCGGUAUAACAGGCAUCGACGGCAAAAGGCACACUCAAUGUGUGUAUGCACCAUGCUUCGCAACCAGGCAAGGUUCCUCCGGGAAUGGAUCAUCUACCACUCACAUAUCGGUGUGGAACGGUGGUUCAUCUAUGACAACAACAGUGAUGAUGACAUUGAUCAGGUCCUCAGUACCAUGGAUCCAUCAAGGUAUAAUGUGACACGCCAUCUGUGGCCAUGGAUGAAGUCUCAGGAGGCUGGCUUUGCACAUUGUGCUCUUAGGGCCCGAGAGAGCUGUGAGUGGGUGGGGUUCAUCGACAUCGACGAGUUCUUGCACUUCCCUGGCAACCAGACUCUACCAGAUAUUCUCCAGAACUACUCAGACAGGCCACGGAUCGGUGAGCUCAGGACUGCGUGCCACAGCUUUGGUCCCUCAGGUCGGACUAAAAUUCCCAAGAAAGGCGUUACAACAGGUUACACCUGCAGGCUCGCUGCACCAGAGCGCCACAAGUCAAUUGUCAGGCCGGACGCACUAAACCCAUCACUCAUCAAUGUGGUGCACCACUUCCAUCUGAAAGAAGGCGUGAGGUAUGUGAACAUUGGUCAGAGUGCGAUGCUCAUCAACCACUACAAGUAUCAAGUUUGGGAGGUGUUCAAGGAUAAGUUUUCUGGGCGUGUCGCGACCUAUGUUGCUGAUUGGCAGGACGAGGAGAACGUUGGAUCCAGGGACAGGGCACCAGGAUUGGGGACCAAGCCGGUGGAACCAGAGGAUUGGCCGCGUCGGUUCUGUGAAGUAUAUGAUACCGGUCUUAAAGAUUUUGUGCAUAAAGCGUUCACAGAUCCAGCCACUGGAAGUCUUCCAUGGUAG
Messenger RNA from Miscanthus lutarioriparius, 1779 nucleotides. NCBI's taxonomy places the organism in Eukaryota, Viridiplantae, Streptophyta, Magnoliopsida, Poales, Poaceae. The record is from the annotation of a GenBank genome assembly.